This is a messenger RNA of Daldinia caldariorum, 1443 nucleotides long. RefSeq names its product PLP-dependent transferase. The record is from RefSeq and is a predicted model, not a curated record. The transcript has 2 exons. Gene Ontology annotation, biological process: biosynthetic process. The coding region runs from base 1 to 1443 and encodes 480 amino acids. Lineage: Eukaryota; Fungi; Ascomycota; Sordariomycetes; Xylariales; Hypoxylaceae. Gene Ontology annotation, molecular function: pyridoxal phosphate binding; L-alanine:2-oxoglutarate transaminase activity.
AUGGCUAGACUCAAUAUUGGAAACAUCAACCCGCACGUCGUCGAGGCUAAAUAUGCCGUUCGUGGUGAGCUAGCUGUCAAGUCCGAGGAGUACCGUGCCAGACUCAAGAAGGGCGACAAGACCCUACCCUUCUCUCAAGUUAUAAGUGCAAACAUCGGCAACCCUCAGCAGCUUGAUCAGAAGCCUAUCACUUUUUUCCGCCAGGUCCUGAGUUUGCUCGAGAACCCUAAACUCCUAGAGCACGAAGAUGUUCUGAUAAAUGCUCUGGGCUACAAGACGGACGUGCUUGAACGGGCAAGAUGGCUUUUAGACCACGUCGGCAGUGUUGGAGCAUAUAGCGCCAGCGCUGGUGCACCGGUCAUCAAGGAAAGCAUUGCGAAGUUCCUUGAAGAACGAGAUGGCUUCCCCGCCGAUCCGGCGCAUAUCUACCUCUCGGCUGGUGCGUCUUCGGGCGUCAAUACCCUCCUACACAUCCUCUGCGCCUCUCCCAAUAGCGGAGUCCUUGUACCUAUCCCCCAGUAUCCGCUCUACACCGCUUCGCUCUCCGUCCUUAACGCAAAAUGCGUUCCGUAUUAUCUCGACGAGGCCGCUCACUGGAGUACGUCACAUGAGGCCAUCAAGGAGUCUUACAGCAAGGCUAAAGCUGAUGGCAUCGACGUUCGCGCCAUCGUCAUCAUCAACCCGGGUAACCCAACAGGCGCUUCGCUAUCCGAAGAGGAUGUUCGGUCCGUCCUAGAGUUUGCUGCCGAGGAGAAGCUUGUGGUCAUGGCCGACGAAGUCUACCAGACCAAUGUCUUCAUUGGUAAAUUCCACAGCUUCCGCCAAGUUCUGCUUAAAUUACAAAAGGAGUUUCCCGGAAAGUACGAUGACGUUGAACUCGCAUCUCUACACUCCAUCUCCAAGGGUAUGGUCGGCGAGUGCGGCCACCGUGGCGGCUACUUUGACCUGAUCGGCUUCAAGGACGAGGUCGAGGAGCAGAUCUACAAAUUCGUCUCCAUCACUCUGUGUGCCCCCGUUAUCGGUCAGUGCCUAGUCGAACUUAUGGUCAACCCGCCCAAGCCCGGUGAGCCCUCGUACGAACUUUACAACGAGGAGUACAAUGCCAUAUACAAUAACCUCAAGUCACGUGCAUACACGUUAUACGAGGCCUUCAAGGAGAUGGAAGGCGUUGAGUGUGGCGAACCCCAAGGUAGUAUGUACAUUUUCCCUACCAUCCACGUGCCUCCCAAGGCUGCCGAGGCUGCUAAGAAGGAGGGCCGUACGCCCGAUGAGUUCUACUGCAUACGCCUGCUGGAAGCUACGGGUGUGUGCGUCGUGCCCGGAAGUGGCUUUGGUCAGGCUGAGGGCACCCUGCACUUCCGCACCACCUUCUUGGCACCCGGCACUGAGUGGGUCGGCUCAAUCAAGAAGUUCCACAAGGAGUUCAUGGACCAGUAUAGAUAG